GCAACCCCUUUUUCUCAUGAGAAAGAGAAGUCGAAUUUAAGAAACGAAAAAGCUUGCUAUACAGAAAAUGACAAACCUUAGCAAAACAGAUUUGAACUGGAUCAAAUCAAACUUCACAAAGAAGUUAUCAGGCGAAGAUGUUUUGGAUGGAUCUCAGGGAGAGGUUGCAACUGAUUUUGGACAAAUUGAUUUUAAAGGGGCCACCCGAAGAGCUCGUGCAAAAUUUAUUCGUCUUAAAACUAGUGAUUCACCUGAAAAAACGUUUGAAUUAAUGACAAGGGUAUGGCAAUUGGAAAAACCAAGAUUACUGAUUUCUGUUACUGGUGGUGCUAAAAGUUUUAAUAUGGAUCCAAAAUUAAAACAACAUUUUGCCAGAGGGCUCCUCAAGGUUGCACAAACACCAGGAGCUUGGGUAAUUACUGGUGGUACCAACACUGGUGUAAUGAAGCAUGUUGGUGAGGCCCUUCAAGGUGCAUCGAAAGCAUGUAUUGGUAUUGCCACAUGGGGUAUAGUCAGCAAACGUGAAAAACUCAUUGGAAGCAACUUAAAUCCUGUUGGAGGAAAAUUUUCCUACAAUGUUGCAAGCAGUUUGGUUGAAAAAGGCGCAUUCCUUGAUCAUAAUCACACUCACUUUUUAUUAGCUGAUGAUGGAUCAUCAGGCAAAUAUGGUGUUGAAAUUUCUGUUCGAUCUGAAUUUGAGAAAUAUAUCAUGAACAGUGUACAAGAGCAAGUUCCAACUGUUUAUUUACUGUUGGAAGGAGGCCCAAAAUCACUUGAGACAGUUUGUGAAGCUGUUGCGAAAGAACCUGUAGUUCCAGUUGUCAUUAUCAAAGACAGUGGAAGAGCAGCUGAUGUAUUGGCAGAUGUCAUAGAUAGGAUUAGUGAGGAUGAUUUGGAGAGAAUCAGAGAUGAGGAAAACAUGGACCAAAAUUUAUUAGAUGUUAUUUUGAAAAAUUUUAAAGAAUUUGUCAUUGAUGAAGAAAAAGACAAUGAGGAAAAACAAAAACAAAAGAAAAACAAUUUGAAGACUGCAUAUUUUAAUGUUUUAAAAUGUUUGGAGAAGAAAGAACAUAUUACUGUCUUUCAAAUGGGAGCAGAAGCAAAUGUUGAUGAAGCCAUAUUGAUUGCUUUGUUAAGUAGUAAAAAGACAUCACCGGCUUCUCAGUUGCGGUUGACAUUGUUGUGGGAUCGUGCAAAUUUAGCAGAAGAGAAAAUUCUGUCGCAAUCAAUUGAAUGGAAGGAAAAGGAAUUGAAUGACAUUAUGAUAAUGGCUUUGGCAAUGGGAAGAGUGGAUUUUGUGAAAUUGUUUUUACAAAAAGGAAUAAGCAUAAAAGAAAUUCUUACCAAUUCUUGCCUUGAAUUUCUUUACGGCUAUCGGUCGCAUAUGAAGACGUCUACAUUAAUGUAUAAAGAUGAAAGUAAUGUGUACAAACAAUCAAAGGUGGACGAGAAGAUUGUGAAGUUGCUAUGUAGCUAUGAAGGGAUAGAUGUAUCAAAAGCAGCUCUUCAAAUGGAACACGUACAAAAGAUUAUCAACAAGUUGUUAACCAACUUUAUACAACAAAAAGAUGAAAAGUUUAUUGAGAAUCUAUCUUCAAACAAAACAUUAUCGGGAAGCAUGCCAUUAACCGAUGCUCAUCAAACAUUUGAGUACCCGUUUCGAGAGUUGUUUUUCUGGGCUGUUCUCAAUAACAUGCAAGACAUGGCAAUGUAUUUGUGGGGAUUUGAAGAAGAUGGGAUGGCGAAAGCAUUGAUUGCUGGUGAAAUUUACAAUGCACUUGCUGAUCAAGCUGAGAUGCAUGACAUGCCUGAUAACAUUACAAACGCACUGAGACAAAAUGCUUUAGAUUUUAACAGCUAUUCCUUUAAAUUGUUGGAUGAGUGUUACAGAACAGAUACAACAAAGACAGAACAACUACUCACAUGUAGAUGUUCCCAAUUCCCCCAACAGACAUGUUUAAAAUUAGCCAUUGCUUCAAACCACAAGGAGUAUGUUUCACAUAGCGCUGUGCAGGUGCUACUUAACGACGUGUGGACAGCUGCAAUCAAACAAAAGGAUAUCACAUCAGCUCAAGUUUUAACUGCUAUGUUCUUUCCACCUUAUAUUUGCUACAAAUUUGAUUUUCGCAAUUCUGCAGAACUCAAGAAAAUGGUCAAAGCUGAAGACGCAGAUAGCGAUGGAAAGGAUGAAACAACCGACAAGAAAAAUCUCGAAGAUGAGAGCAGCACAAGUGAAUCUCAAACGCAUUUAGUUGGAACGAAACAACCCAAUUAUAGCUCAAUCAAUGAAGAAACAAGGAUGGAGAAAUCUCAAGAGCUGCCUUGGUACCAGAAACUAAUUGAAUUUUAUUUCAAGACACCCAUGACAAAGUUUUAUGCUAAUGUGAUUGCAUAUUUCGUGUUUUUGGGAUUGUUUGCCUAUGUUGCCAUUUCAAAGAAGAAUUCCAAAAUGGAGAUACCGGAGUAUAUUUUAAUCAUUUUUGUGGUCAACUUAUUAGUGGAAGAGAUUAAUCAGUUCAUCAACAGUGAAUCGCCCACGCUAAGUUCCAAAUUUAAAGAAUGGUCUUCAAAUAAGUGGAACUUGAUGGAUUUUGUGGCUAUUGUGUUGUUUUUUGUUGCACUUGGUUUGAGACUCCACUCAAGUACGGCAGACAUUGGUCACCUCUUGUAUGCGUUGGAUGCAGGCUUGUGGAUAUUACGUUUGUUGGAUGUGUUUUAUGCUCAUCGCAUUUUGGGACCUUAUGUUGUGAUGAUUUAUAAAAUGUUUAUCGACAUGAUGUAUUUUUUGGUGAUAUUGUUCGUGUUCUUGCUUGCUUACGGUGUAGCUACAAAAGCUAUUUUGCAACCGCAAGCUGCAGGCUGGCACAUGCUUCGUGAUAUUUUUUUCCAUCCCUAUUAUAACAUCUAUGGCGAGUUGUUUAUUGACCGCGAUCCAGAAAACAACAGUACAACCCGAUUUGGAACACCAACAAUCAACAGCUAUGCUGAACCGAUUGCAUGGACACUUUUGGGCGCAUAUCUGUUAAUUGCAAAUGUUCUUCUCCUCAAUCUUCUUAUUGCAAUUUUCAACAACACCUUUACAGAAGUUGAAGAAAAUUCAUCGCAGAUAUGGAAGUUUGAACGUUAUCAUUUGAUCAUCGAAUAUGCAAAUCGACCAGCAUUGGUUCCACCCUUUAUGUUGUUAUGUCAUAUUUACAUGUUUUUUGAUUGGUUGUUCAGCAAGUGCUGUCGAUCAGACGCGACCUCGAAGUCAAAAAAUUUGCAGCUUUCUGCAUCUGAUGAAGAACUGGAAGAGUUGGUCGAGUUUGAGAUCGAAUGUAUGGCAAACUUUCAAAGAGCGCAGGCGAAAACCUCUUCGGAAUCCCUUGAGUAGUGAUGUGAGAUGUUUUGGAUAAGUGAGUGAUUAUUUUGUGUUGUAGAUUUUAAGUAAAUGCGCUUUUAGCUAGGUUUUGCCUUUUUUUUAACAAAAGCUUAAUGCUAAGGUGUUCACUGAAGAAAAAAAGUAGAAGCCUCACUAAGUAAAUUGAGUUUGCCUUGUAGAAUUUUAAUACAAGUAGAAUUUUGUUAGAAUUUUAUACAUGUAGACUUUUGUUAAAUUUUAAAACAUCGCUAGUCUUAAAUGUAGCAUGAGUUCUAAAAUCGCCUACGAUUUUUUGUGAAAUUUUGUGAUUAAACUUUACUGUAAAAACAUUUAGUAAAAGUGUGUCGGUCACUGGUUUCAGAAACAUGCAGUGACAAAUUUUCUUAGCUCUUUGUAAUAUGUUUGACUGACUGGUUUUUACGCAGGAUGUAAAACGUAUGCAGCACUGUAUAUAUUUUGAUUAGUCUUCUUACAAAUUGAAUGGUUGUUAAUGAAUAUUUUUCUGAAUUUUUGGUUAUCAGGGUUUACUACAUUUAAUUUUAUUUUUAAUUUUUGAUUAUUUUUCUUAAUUUUGAGAUUUUUUUGUAAUUUUGCACAAAUUUCGUAUUUUUUUACACAAAUUUAGUAUUUUUUAUUUUUUUCGUAUAAUUUUUGGUAAUAAAUAAAUCAUUAAAAAUAAA
Molecule: messenger RNA, 4041 nt
Organism: Hydractinia symbiolongicarpus
Lineage: Eukaryota; Metazoa; Cnidaria; Hydrozoa; Anthoathecata; Hydractiniidae
Product: transient receptor potential cation channel subfamily M member 3-like
Exons: 17
Coding region: 68-3373 (1101 amino acids)
Biological process (GO): monoatomic cation transmembrane transport
Cellular component (GO): membrane
Molecular function (GO): monoatomic cation channel activity
Source: RefSeq, a predicted model, not a curated record